Molecule: messenger RNA, 414 nt
Organism: Apaloderma vittatum (bar-tailed trogon)
Lineage: Eukaryota; Metazoa; Chordata; Aves; Trogoniformes; Trogonidae
Product: 5'(3')-deoxyribonucleotidase, mitochondrial-like
Exons: 4
Biological process (GO): pyrimidine deoxyribonucleotide catabolic process
Molecular function (GO): 5'-nucleotidase activity
Source: RefSeq, a predicted model, not a curated record
GAGAAAGCCAUCAGUAUCUGGGAAUCCAAGAACUUCUUCAUCGAGCUGGACCCACUCCCCGGGGCUGUGGAAGCUGUGAAGGAAAUGGCAAAUUUGGCAGACACCGACGUGUUCAUCUGCACAAGCCCUAUCAAGAAGUACCGCUACUGCCCUUACGAGAAGUACGCCUGGGUGGAGAAGCACUUCGGCCCCGAGUUUCUUGAGCAGAUCGUUUUGACGCGAGAUAAGACGGUGGUUUCUGCCGACCUGCUUAUAGACGACAGACCUGAUAUAACAGGGGCUGAGCUGAAUCCCAGCUGGGAGCACGUGCUCUUCACAGCCUGCCACAACAAGCACCUGCAGCUGAAGCCCACCCGCCGCAGGCUGCAGUCCUGGCUGGACAGCAAACGCCUCCCACCCGGCCAGGCUGCCUAA